Messenger RNA from Klebsormidium nitens, 2574 nucleotides. Lineage: Eukaryota; Viridiplantae; Streptophyta; Klebsormidiophyceae; Klebsormidiales; Klebsormidiaceae. The record is from the annotation of a GenBank genome assembly.
CAUAGUGGCAUUGGACUCUGGAGUCUGGAGUCUGGAGAAGAAAACUUGAAAACAGUUGAGAAUCCACUCGUGCAGAGCGCAUCUCAUGAGCACCGAGCAGAGCGCCUUGUAUAUAUAAUGAGCUGACUCAGGCUGUGUUUGAUAGGUGCGCAAGCCCCCAUACCAUUGACACACUCUAUUGCCAGCAGUAUUGCGCUUGUCAACAAAAGGCUGCAGGCAAAACCCCAUUGGAAAACUGGCCUAGAUCAAAUCAGCGCCCACCAUUCUCCGCCCACUCUUCAACCAGCUGCGCAGGAUGGCGACUGCAGCUGCUGACGUUGGCGCCUCAACAGCUCGGAAGUUGGAAAACAUUGCGACGCCCGUCCCUCCGGACUAUGUGAUUGCGCAGUCCGUGAAGCCGCUGAACAUUGAGGAGGUGGCAAAAGCGGUGGGUCUUGAGCCAGAGGACUACGACCUGUAUGGGAAGAAGAAGGCCAAGGUGCUCAUCAAUGUGCGGGAGAAGCUGAAGGGCAAGCCAGAUGGCUUCUAUGUUGUAGUGGGGGGAAUCACCCCAACUCCACUAGGCGAGGGCAAGUCGACCACAACAGUGGGGCUGUGCCAGGCGUUGGGAGCACAUCUGGGGAAGAAGGUCUUCACGUGUCUCCGUCAGCCCAGCCAGGGCCCGACCUUCGGCAUCAAGGGCGGGGCCGCGGGGGGCGGUUACAGCCAGGUUAUCCCCAUGGACGAGUUUAACCUGCACUUGACCGGGGACAUCCACGCAAUCACAGCGGCCAAUAACCUGCUGGCAGCGGCGAUUGACGCGCGUAUGUUCCAUGAAGCGACGCAGUCGGACAAGGCGUUGUUUAACCGCCUGUGCCCCCCAAACAAGGAGGGCAAGCGCAGCUUCGCGAGGGUGAUGUUGAAGCGGCUGGCCAAGCUGGGGAUCGACAAGCUGGACCCCGACAGCCUGACGGAUGAGGAGGUCACCAAGUUUGCGCGCCUCGACCUGGACCCCGAGCAGCUGACGUGGCGCCGUGUUGUGGACGUCAACGACCGCUUCCUGCGGGUCAUCACCGUGGGGCAGGGCCCCGACGAGAAGGGCCAGUCGCGGCAGACGGGGUAUGACAUCAGCGUCGCGAGCGAGAUCAUGGCGGUGCUCGCGCUGACGACGGGCAUGGAGGACAUGCGCGAGCGGCUGGGGAAUAUGGUGGUCGGCACCAGCAGGGGGGGGGACCCCGUGACUGCCGACGACCUAGGAGUGGGGGGGGCGCUCACGGUGCUCAUGAAGGACGCGAUCCACCCGACGCUUAUGCAGACGCUGGAGGGCACGCCCGUGCUGGUGCAUGCGGGCCCGUUCGCCAACAUUGCGCACGGCAACUCGAGCAUCGUUGCGGACCAGCUCGCGCUCAAGCUCGUGGGCGCCGACGGGUUUGUGGUCACGGAAGCGGGCUUCGGGGCGGACAUCGGCGCGGAAAAGUUCUUGAACAUCAAGUGCCGCUACAGUGGGCUGCGGCCGCACUGCUGCGUGGUCGUGGCGACCGUGCGCGCGCUCAAGAUGCACGGGGGGGGUCCCCCGGUGGUGGCGGGCAAGCCGAUCGACUUUGCGUACGCGAGCGAGAACUUGGAGCUGCUCGAAAAGGGGACGGUCAACUUGGCCCGUCACAUCUCGAACGUGCGCAAGUACGGCGUGGCCGCGGUGGUUGCGAUCAACAGGUUUGCCACGGACACGGACGCCGAGAUUGAGAUGGUGAAAAAGGCCGCCUUGGCCGCAGGGGCGUUCGACGCCGUUGAGUCGACACACCAUGCGCAAGGAGGGGCGGGAGCGGUCGAGCUCGGAAAGGCCGUGGAGAAGGCGUGCAAGUCCCUCAAGGAGGACUUCAAAUUCCUGUACCCCCUCGAAGCCGGCAUCAAAGAGAAGAUCGAAACCAUUGCUCGCGAGAUGUACGGCGCCGGGGGGGUGUCGUACUCGUCCGAGGCGGAGGCCGCGAUCGAAAAGUACACCAAGCAAGGGUUUAGCAAGCUGCCCAUCUGCAUGGCCAAAACGCAGUACUCCUUCUCCGACAACCCCACGCUGAAAGGGGCCCCCUCAGGCUUCACUCUUCCAAUCCGCGACGUCCGGGCCAGCGUGGGUGCGGGCUUCAUCUAUCCCUUGGUGGGCGCGAUGAGCACUAUGCCCGGCUUACCUACUCGCCCGUGUUUCUACGACAUCGACCUUGACCUUGAGACUGGGGACGUCGUUGGCCUAUCGUAAUCGCGGGCAUGCUCUGAUUCUUAGAAAGAGAUCCGGCCACCUUUUGUGACACGACGCAAUGGAGGCACUGCUGUACAAAGGAACAGUCCAGAUGCAGUAAUGAGUGACGCAGCAGCUGGCCUCAAAAUGUGGAGUGUAAAUUUGCAAUUGGCACAUGAUUCAAUCUGGCUAAUGCAGGCGAUCCGACAAAAGAUCACCACUUUUAGUUGAGUAAUUAAUCAGUGUGCGGCAGGCUUCAUCAAUCCGAGUGCACACUGAUGCGACUAGCUCGGCGACUGGUUUGGCGAUCAAGUAAAGUCAGCAUGGUGGAGGAUUGCCGAUAUGCAGUGCUGUGCACGCGCAGG